This is a messenger RNA of Brassica oleracea var. oleracea, 1875 nucleotides long. RefSeq lists its product as uncharacterized. NCBI's taxonomy places the organism in Eukaryota, Viridiplantae, Streptophyta, Magnoliopsida, Brassicales, Brassicaceae. The transcript has 3 exons. The coding region runs from base 1 to 1875 and encodes 624 amino acids. The record is from RefSeq and is a predicted model, not a curated record.
AUGCAUGUCUCCUCCGCUUCUCUAGACAUAUUGGAAGACCUGCUCCCUUUCAAAUGUACUGAGCUGCAGAAGGCUUACCUUAAAAGAGAUGUUAUAGAAACGGAGAUCAGAGGAGGUGAUGUUGUCACAGCAAUAGCUGAGUUCUUCAGGAAUGGUCGGUUGCUUAAAGAUCUAAAUACUACAGUCAUUGCACUCAUACCAAAGACGACCUCAUCCUGCAAACUUCAGGAUUAUCGGCCUAUAAGCUGUUGCAACAUCGCUUAUAAAGUGAUCACCAAAAUCAUCGCGAAUAGGCUGAAACCAAUCCUCAAAUCCUCCAUCAGCAGAAGCCAGUCUGCAUUUCUGAAGGGGCAUAGCUUAGGAGAGAAUGUUCUCCUCGCAGCUGAGAUUAUCCGAAGAUAUGAGUCUCCUAAUUGCAGCAGAAGUAGCAUGCUUAAAAUUGAUAUACACAAGGCAUUUGACACUAUCUGCUGGGACUUUGUUACCAAGAUUCUUGAGGUCCAAGGGUUUCCUCCCAUCUUCAUCACCUGGAUCAAGGAAUGUAUCACCACUCCUCGAUUCUCCAUUGCCAUUAACGGAGAGCUUGCAGGGUUCUUUUUGGGGGAAAAGGGGCUUAGACAAGGUGAUGCUAUUUCUCCAUACCUCUUCAUAAUGGUUAUGGAAGUUCUUUCCAAGUUGCUCGAACAUGCGGCUGAGGACGGUCACUUUCGUCUGCACCCGCUGUGUUCAACACCAACAGCCACUCACCUACUAUUUGCGGACGAUCUCCUUGUGUUUACUGAUGGCUCACGUCACUCCAUCUCUGGUGUUAAGAAUGUUAUGGCCGGGUUUAAGGAGUGGUCAGGUCUUGAUAUGAACUCUGAGAAAUCAGAGAUAUUUUUUGGAGGUUACUCUGAUCUUGAAUGUGCUGUCAUCAGUGAUAUUUAUGGGUUUAAGAGGGUAUCGACGUCGACUACUUUCUCUUCCUCGGUAAACAGUAUGUUGAGGCUUAAACCAAGGCUAAACAGCCUUAUGAGGUGUCAUAUUGGAGAUGGAAAAGCUAUAAGUUUCUGGUAUGAUUGGUGGACUGAUCUUGGUCCAUUAAUAACAAUCUUUGGUAACAGAGGCGCUCGGGUUUUGCGGAUUCCGUUAAACUCUACUGUCUCUGCAGCUGCGCCGAACGGCUCCUGGUUGCUUCCUCGUGCAAGGUCCGAUGAAGCUGAAACUUUGCAGGUGGUACUCUCUACAAUGCAACCACCUUCUGAUUUGCGUGGAAAAGAUGUUUUCCUGUGGCGAAGUGGUCAUUGUUCCUUUACUACUAAGUUCUCUUCUAAAGCAACUUGGGAAUUUAUUAGGCAACCUGCUCCUUUGGUUCGAUGGAGCAAACUUGUCUGGUUUAAGGAACACAUUCCACGAUGCUCUUUUGUAACAUGGAUGAUAAUGCUCUCUAGGCUGCCUACUAGGGAUAGGUUCCUAUCAUGGGGAAUGUCAGUCUCAGCUCUAUGUCCGCUAUGCUCCAAUCCUCCAGAGUCGCACGCACAUCUCUUCUUUGGCUGCCCUUACUCGGUCGCUGUUCGGUCUCACUUCUCAUGCUGGAUGUUCACAGCUCCACCAGUUUCUCCUGAUGCGGUUCUGCGCAUGCUUGAUCAGGCUCCUUUUGUUUCUUGCUCGGGUGUUCGGUCAAUUAUCAAACUCUUGACACAGGUUGUAGCAUACAGUCUAUGGAGAGAGAGGAACCACCGCAUCUUUAGGCAAAUUUCAUCUUCCGAAGCUGCGACAACCUCCAAAGUAGAUCGUUCAAUGAGGGAUCGUCUCUUGUCAUUCCCUCCCCCACGUGAUGGUGCAGUUUUUUUGUUGCAGCUGUACUUUUCCAUGCACUCUUUGUAUCCGCCUUAG